CUCCAACAAAGGCUCCAUUAACACUUGCAUCUCAUGAUCACACGAUGGAACAUCGCACAACGGCGGUCAAAACACAAAAAGUAUUCUUGAAUGUGAUGCAAGGAAAGAUAGAUAAUCGUUAUCUUGUGGCCGAGCACGCCGACGGUAUAUAGACUCCAGGAAUCUUCAUCUUCUCAGCGACAACAUUCCCACCGACAUGUUUCUCAAUCACACAUAUCACACAUACUUGCUCUCGGACAACAUCGGGAUUUCCUUCACUGACAAUGGCCCUCCACCAAACUCCGACAACUACACCACUCUCGUCAUCUUUCACGGGACUGCUUUCAAUGGAUACAGUCUAGAGAAGCUUCACGGCUUUUCCCAUCAGCUCAAUCUCCGUACCGUCAUCUGGAAUCGACGUGAAUAUCCCUGUUCGACGCCAUACUCCGACUCCGAGCUCGAAGAUCUCACAAAAGGCCGGAAAAUCUUCAUGGACAGAAUUGGGAGACAGGUCUGCGAGUUUCUGUUACAGUUCAUUGAGAAGGAGAAGAUACCCAAAGCUAGCGAUGACUUGAGGAGAGGGGGUAUCGCGGUCAUGGGCUGGUUCAUCGGUGCUUGUUCAGCGAUGGCACUCUUCUCCGAUGCGGAUCUUGUACCUCGCAGGACACACGCAAUUCUGGAGCAAUACGUGAAAGACCUCGUUUUGACAGAUCCUCCCUACCUCUGUUUUGGCUUCAAAAUGCCGGACAUCCGGUAUUACGAUACUUGGACCGACCCAGAUUUAAAGACUCCACAAGAAAAGGUUCAGAAGUUUAGUGUCUGGGUAUCUUCGUUCUUUGAUCACCCCAAUCCUGAUUCCGGGGACGUUCGAGACAUGGACCUCACGGCAAAACAAGGUGGCAAUGCGACCGUCGCGAAGUGGACUUCAAAAGAGUUUGAGCGUUAUUUCAGCGAAGGGGCGGCCGUAAGAUCCGACUUUCCUAUGUAUACCGAACCAAUGCAAACGACACUCAGAGAAUUGACGGAACAGGUGUUUUACGAUGAGAGCCUCAUUAAAUCCCACUUUCCUCACCUCAAGGUUACUGUGGUUUACGGUACGAGAACAACUUGGCGGAGUCUGUGGGGCUCGAAGGAACUACAAAGAAGUUAUGAUGAGCGCUUGUCGAAGGGAAUGAAGGCGAGACCUCUAAGAUCAUACAAGAUAUCUGGAGCGAACCAUUUUCUACACUGGGAGGACCCAAAGCUUUUACUGGAGAAGGUGGCAGAAGGAAUCAGGGGGCCAAACGGCACGCACUUUCGCGGUACAUAGUAUUUGGGUCAUUACCGUGACGCGUAAUGGAAUUUGUCAGUGCACCGCGUCUUGCAACACCAACAAGGUCUCACAGCGCCAGCCCUGAUCCCUCUUUUAAUCUCGGACGAAACUUACCCCUCGAAGAAUCGGCAUGCUUCUGAUGAAUUGAUCAUGCCCUCUCAAAAUACCUAUUUCCACCACUAGACCCCACUGCACCCGAAUCUGUUUGAGAAGGCUUAUCUGUGGAUUGUGGACCGUGGUGUCAGGUGAUUGUUCCAAGUUCAAGUUAGGCAUGCGCAAUACUUCAGGCCGGCAGCUCCAAGUUUUCUGUCUAGGAC
Molecule: messenger RNA, 1608 nt
Organism: Marasmius oreades (fairy-ring Marasmius)
Lineage: Eukaryota; Fungi; Basidiomycota; Agaricomycetes; Agaricales; Marasmiaceae
Exons: 5
Coding region: 197-1288 (363 amino acids)
Source: RefSeq, a predicted model, not a curated record